AUGUCGACAUCGUGGAUCGAUAGUUCCAGGAUAUUGGCGUUGCCCGUGGAUUUGGCAUGGAGGCUAAUGACUGCCGUCCUCAAGAUUCCGCGAUGGAUUCCCCUUCGUGUGUCUCAUACGGGCUUGCUGCGAAGCGUCCAGGCGUUGUUCUGGCAGCGGCCAAAGUCUCUGGAAGACAUGCCUUUUGACGUGAUUUUUGGCUUGUCUUACCACCUUUCUGUGCAAGAUAUCUGUAGUCUUCGAGCGACAUCCCGACAACUUCGACAUCUGGUGCAAAGCAAGUCGUUGUGGUUGCUCGUGCUUCGCGACAUACUGGAAAUCCGGCCGAUUCCCCGGCUCCGUUUCGCGCUGGACGACAUGUCACUCGAAGAACUGAUGAAAGCAACGAUUCGACUGAAUGCUCUAGAUAAAAAAAUCAGGGGACUGGAUCCCGACGUUAAAUUGACACAAGUCGGCGGUUUUGACGCCGACCUCGCCGCCAUCUUGGUCCCGGGUGGCCGCCACUUCGUGACCAUCGCUGAGCCGAAGCUUGAUUUCUUCAUACACGACUUUCGGGCGAAGGAUCUUUCUGCAGGACGACCGUUCCUUCCUCAUUUCAAACAUCGCGUCAUGUCGUGGCGCAUGGUGCCAGUUGGCGCGACCAUAGUCAAUCUUGCUGUUGUUACGCUGGACAUGGAAAGAUAUGUUGUAGAUCACAACAGAUACCGCCUGCCACGCUCUUAUGUUCAUGUGUUCCGCUGCGAUGUUGUUACAAAUAGCUGGGAGCAGAUCGACUACUUUUACAUCGAUGCCAGAUUCGAAGAAUUCUAUUUCGAUUCGCAAUUCAUCGCCAUGAUGUGGCGAAACAUCGGCAGUGACCACUCGCAGGCCAACAUUCGUGCUUACGUUCGGCGUGAAAGCACACCUAUACUAAACUUAGUAGAUAUUGGUCACGAGUGCUCAACGGGCUCGAUCGUCAUAAUUGACCUGUGUCACUUCGUGGUGGCUUCCAACAAUGUUGCUCGCCUCUUUCGUUUACCGACUUUCUAUCCUAUUGUGGGUACCAGCGCGGCCAAAACCGCCAUCGAUCAUCGGACCGUUUGGCGGAGCCAUCACCGACCAUUUAUGACAUCAGUCCAAGCACCAUUUGUCGCAGACCUGCUACCUUGUCGGGUCGAAUCUCCAAGCUUGUCACCACCAGCAAAAUGGGUGUUCUGGAGCGGAGAUUAUUGGUACAUUGCCACACGAGUCGGCAAUGCCUUUGAGUAUGAUGUCGAAUGCCGCAGGCUUCUCCCGGGUCGCGGUAGAGACACGAUGUGUUGUCACUCAGUCGGCAAGUUCUCCGCAAUGGCUACUACGUUGAAUGAGGAAUUUUUCACAUUUCCUCUCCCUAUUAAUUACAAUCCUUCGAGUCGAGGAUUCACACGUCUCGAUGCACCACUCGAAUUUGAUGAUGAGAUACGCCUCAAGGAGGUUGCUUUUCCUCAAUAUCAGCAGAAGGAGAUGUGGUCGGUGCUCUCGCACGAUGAAGAGUCUGGGCAUAUACUUUUUCUGGUUCAAGCCUCGGAUGAUUCAUGGCGGAUGAUAACUGCCAUCCUUGCUUAA
Pleurotus ostreatus (oyster mushroom) is the source of this 1584-nucleotide messenger RNA. RefSeq lists its product as uncharacterized. Gene Ontology annotation, molecular function: protein binding. The transcript has 4 exons. The coding region runs from base 1 to 1584 and encodes 527 amino acids. NCBI's taxonomy places the organism in Eukaryota, Fungi, Basidiomycota, Agaricomycetes, Agaricales, Pleurotaceae. The record is from RefSeq and is a predicted model, not a curated record.